AUGCACGGACCGGUGAAAGGACUCUUCUUUGCCAUUUACUAUCCCACCCUCGCUGCUAUUGGUGUCCCCGCUAACUUGCUGGGGAUUGUAAUACUAGCCCGAGGACGGUGCGCACUCUCCCGUUGCAUCACCUACUACCUGUUGGCGAUAGCGGUGGCCGACUUCCUGGUCAUAAUCACCGCCGUCACCCUCAACCGGAUUGGUGGAAUUUAUUUCAGGCUCAGUGUCCUGUCCACUACACCUGCAUGCAAGCUCAGCGCCAUGCUGGUCUUUGCCACCUGGGAUGUCUCAGUCUGGCUGACGGUCGCCUUCACCUUCGACCGUUUUGUGGCCAUCUGCUGUCAUGGCCUGAAGACAAGGUACUGCACCAAGGAAACUGCAUUGCUAGUUAUAGGAUUGGCCUAUGACUGGCUUGACCACAUCUUAACUCCUUUCCUCCCGUUCCUCCUCAUUCUGCUGCUCAACGCCCUGACCGUAAGGCACAUCUUAGCGGCCAGCAGAACCCGCAGGAAGCUCCGGGGCGCCGAGAGUCACGGAGACCAGGAGAUGAUCAACCGCAAGAGAUCCAUUGUCCUGCUCUUCGCCAUCUCCCUCAGCUUCCUCCUCCUGUGGGUCACCUAUGUCGGACAUUUCUUCUACGUGCGCAUUACGGGUGACGCCUACUUCACUGGUCUGGAUUUCAAUGACCCAGAUUACAUCCUUCAAGAGACAACCAACAUGCUGCACUUACUCAGCUCCUGCAACAACGUCUUCAUCUAUGCGGUGGCCCAGAACAAGUUCCGAGAGGAGCUGAGGAAAGUGAUGAUAUAUCCAUUCGCCACCCUCACCAGCUGUUUCAAACGGUAA
Messenger RNA from Carcharodon carcharias (great white shark), 846 nucleotides. RefSeq names its product probable G-protein coupled receptor 139. Gene Ontology annotation, biological process: G protein-coupled receptor signaling pathway. Gene Ontology annotation, molecular function: G protein-coupled receptor activity. The transcript is spliced from 3 exons. Gene Ontology annotation, cellular component: membrane. Lineage: Eukaryota; Metazoa; Chordata; Chondrichthyes; Lamniformes; Lamnidae. The record is from RefSeq and is a predicted model, not a curated record. The coding region runs from base 1 to 846 and encodes 281 amino acids.